Megalops cyprinoides (Indo-Pacific tarpon) is the source of this 454-nucleotide messenger RNA. RefSeq lists its product as uncharacterized. Gene Ontology annotation, biological process: protein ubiquitination; modification-dependent protein catabolic process. Gene Ontology annotation, molecular function: ubiquitin protein ligase binding; protein tag activity. Bases 80 to 367 code for a protein of 95 amino acids. The record is from RefSeq and is a predicted model, not a curated record. Gene Ontology annotation, cellular component: nucleus; cytoplasm. The transcript is spliced from 2 exons. NCBI's taxonomy places the organism in Eukaryota, Metazoa, Chordata, Actinopteri, Elopiformes, Megalopidae.
ACACACACACACAUACUCUCGCACACAGAGACAGGAGACAAACAAACACAAAUAGACUCAUAACUCUAACUUUGGCAGAAUGGGAAAGAUUUACCAGGUAAUUGUGAAUGGACUAAGAGGGGAGAAAAUAGCUGUUGAUCUGGGACAUUCAGUGGAGGAUCUGAACUCAACAACAGUUCUGCAACUCAAGAAGAAGAUUGCUGAAAAACUACCAGGCGAUUCAGGGGACAACGUGGAGGGGCUGAGGCUGAUUUUCACAGACAAGCAGCUGGAGGAUGACUGCAAGCUCUCUCAGUACGGGAUCCAGGACAAGUCCGUGAUCCAGCUGGUGCUGCGGUUGCCAGGGGGACAGAGGGCCUGGCUCUGAUCCAGAACGAUCCCACAGAACCUUGUUCUCUUCUGGUGAACUUUGCUCUGGAUAUGAGAGUCUAUUAAAUGAAUGUAAUGUAAUGUA